UCCAUCCAAUUGACCAAUUACUAAAAUCAAAUUCAAACAUCAUUUCACUCAAAGCGGGAAAACCACCGACCAAGAGCAACAGGAAGAGGAGAGAGAGGAAACACAACAAUGGAGGAAACCACAACAUCAACGAAGAAGAAACCACUCAGUCUCAACCAACGUUAUUCUCACGUCCUCUCUGCUUCUCAAUCCAAACCUCCUCAUCGUGAAGGAAAUCAGUCCAAGUUGAAGGAAUUCGAAGAUGAUGUUCCUCAUUUCUCAAUCGCCGAUUCUGAUUCUUCUCCUGAUGUUAUAGAGUUUUCGAAAGCGAAGGCGAAUAGUAAUGGAGGUUCUGCGGUUCAUGAUGAUGAAUCAAUUGGUGGUAGUAUCACGCAGGUUUCUGGGUUUAAUGAUGUUGUGUCUCUUACUGAAAAAUCGAAGCCGGAAAAGGUGAAAAUUGAAGGAAGGAGACGUCUUUGCAAAGUAGCAUGCAAAGAUAAUGAUGAUGAUAACCAACAACAGGUUAAGGAAGAUGAUCUCAAUUUAUUUGAUAUUUCUGAUUAUAGCUCACCGCCACCGGUGAAGGAUGUGGGUUGUGGGGGGAAUGAGAUUAGGGAUAUUCUUAAUGAUUUGAAUUCGAGGAUGGAGUUUUUGUCGAUUGAGAAGAAGCCAAACCCUAGGCCAGUUGACCUAAAAGCUGUUCCUUUGGUGGAUGUUUCGUUGCAUGAAGAGAAAGUAAAGGGUGUGGGUCAAAAUGAUGAAUUGGCAGACUCUGAAUUUGGUAGUGUUGAUUCGUCGUUUGCUAGUGCUUCUGAGUUGUCAAGCUCUUCAUCGGGUGUGAAGGGUGGGGUUGAUGACAAGGAAGUUGAGAGUGGGGCGUUGAGUGAAUCUGAUGGGGAUAACUUUGUUGAGGAAACUAAACCGAGCAAGAAUGAUUAUAAAGGGAAAUCCAGGAAUGUGAGCACACCAGUCGAGGAAAAGCCUGUUGUCACUCACAGGAGUUCAGCUUAUGCUUUGAAAGAUGAGAGUGAUGAUGAUUGUGUAGAGGUGGUAGGUAACAAUUGGACUAGGAGAGAAAAGCGGCAUGGUGGUUUAGUAGAUGAGGAGUAUAGCAAUUCAACUGUUGUUGAGGUUUUAGAUAAUGCUAAAGAUGAUGCUAAAGAGGUUAAUACAGUGGAUGAAUAUGCAAUUACUCUGACUGGCCCAAGAUCAACUUACAAGCUACCUCCUAAAAUCGGCAAAAUGCUUUAUCCUCAUCAACGUGAUGGACUGAAGUGGCUUUGGUCUCUUCACUGUCAAGGGAAAGGUGGGAUUUUGGGAGAUGACAUGGGCUUAGGGAAAACAAUGCAGAUUUCUGGUUUUUUAGCUGGUUUGUUUAACUCACGUUUGAUAAAGAGGGUAAUGAUUGUGGCUCCAAAGACACUUCUCCCUCACUGGAUCAAAGAACUCUCUGCUGUGGGUCUUUCACAGAAGAUAAAAGAAUAUUUUGGAACGUGUCCUAAGCUACGACAGUAUGAACUCCAAUAUGUGCUUCAGGACAAGGGUAUUCUAUUAACAACCUACGACAUUGUACGGUUUAAUGCAAAACAAUUAUGUGGAAAUGACUUUUAUGACGAUGACGGUGAUGAUAUCCCUCUUUGGGAUUACAUGAUACUGGAUGAGGGUCAUCUUAUAAAGAAUCCAAGUACACAAAGAGCCAAAAGUUUGCUUGGAAUACCGUGUGCCCAUCGCAUUAUCAUUAGUGGGACACCAAUUCAAAACAAUCUAAAGGAGUUAUGGGCACUCUUCAACUUUUGCUGCCCUGAUUUGCUGGGUGACAAGAAAGAGUUCAGGGAAAGAUAUGAGCAUCCAAUUCUUCGUGGCAAUGACAAAAAGGCCUCUGAAAGGGAUAAGCGUGUUGGUUCAAUGGUAGCAAAGGAGCUAAGGGAACGUAUACAGCCUUAUUUUCUUAGACGUAUGAAAAGCGAAGUGUUUUGUGAAGAUGACACUUCAGAUAAUGCUAAGCUGUCCAAGAAAAAGGAAAUAAUAGUGUGGUUGCGGUUGACUAGCUGCCAGCGUCAACUCUAUGAGGCCUUUUUGAAGAGUGAGAUUGUCCUUUCAGCAUUCGAUGGCUCUCCUCUGGCAGCAAUCACGAUCUUGAAGAAGAUAUGUGAUCACCCUUAUCUUUUGACAAAGAGAGCGGCUGAAGAUGUGUUGGAGGGCAUGGAUUCAAUGCUUAAUCCGGAAGACUGUGGUCUAGCAGAGAAAUUGGCCAUGCAUGCAGCAAAUUUGACAGGGGAAGAUGAUCUUCAGGAGAAGCAUGACAAUCUCUCGUGCAAGAUAUCAUUUAUACUAUCUUUGUUGGAAAAAUUAAUUCCUGAGGGGCAUAAUGUUCUUAUAUUUUCUCAGACACGGAAAAUGCUUAAUAUCAUUCAGGAAGCUUUGGUGACUAAUGGUUUUGAGUUCCUACGCAUUGAUGGCACGACCAAAGCUUGUGACAGGCUGAAGAUUGUAAAUGAAUUUCAAGAAGGUCGUGGAGCUCCUAUUUUUCUGUUAACCUCUCAAGUUGGUGGUCUUGGCUUGACCCUCACGAAUGCUGAUCGUGUCAUUGUUGUUGAUCCAGCAUGGAAUCCCAGUAUGGAUAACCAAAGUGUCGACCGUGCUUAUCGGAUUGGCCAGAAGAAAGAUGUUCUAGUUUACAGACUGAUGACAUGUGCUACAAUUGAAGAAAAAAUAUAUAGGAUGCAGAUAUACAAGGGUGGCUUGUUCAAGACUGCUACAGAGCAUAAAGAGCAAACACGUUACUUCAGUCAGCAGGAUCUUAAAGAGCUUUUCAGCCUUCCAAAAGAUGGGUUUGAUGUUUCUCCCACUCAGUUGCAGUUGGUUGCUGAACAUGGUGACCAGAUCUCAUUGAGUGACUUUUUGAAAGCCCACAUCAAAUUCCUGGAAUCUUUAGGCAUUGGAGGUGUCAGUCACCACAGUUUGCUCUAUUCCAAAACAGAACCUACACCAGCUGCACAGGUAGAAGAAGAUGAGCCGAGGAGAACAGGAAAUAAAACAUAUAGGAGAUAUGGUUCUUCGUCAACUUCAACUGAGCAUUAUGUCGCUGGGUCUGAGUAUGCAUUUAAUCCGAAGGAUGUAAACCUCCGCAAGAUCAAUGCUUCCCCACAACGUGAUACUAAGCUUACCGAAUCAGAUAUCAAGGAGAGGAUUAAUAGACUUUCUCAACUUUUAUCAAAUAAGGCUACUGUUUCGCGAUUACCUGACAGAGGGGAAAAACUUCGAAGUCAAAUCACAGAGCUGACGUUGGAGCUUGAAAAUUUAAGAACACCUGAAGGGACCAAUCAGGUCAUUGACUUGGAUGACAUUACGGACUCAUUUCAGAGAUCGUUACAUGUAUAAAAGCUUGGUGCAGGACACUCUUGUCCUCGUACUGUGGAUUGAAGUGUAAUUAAUGAAAGGGGUACAUAAGUGGAGCUGAUCAGAUGAUUUUUUCUAUUUUUGUCUGAUAUAAUCAUUGGCUUAAACAUGGGGCACUGGCUUGCUGCCCUUUGCUGGGAAUGGAGUUGAAAGAAUGUAUUUAUUUGCUGAGGCAUAAUUUUGUUGUAUAUGCUCUCAGAAAGUCAGAAGUGAACAUUGAAUUGCUUUGAAUGUCAUUGACUCUUCAUUUCCAGUAUUCUGUUAUUAUUAUUCUACUUAAAAUUAUUUAAAUGAAGAGUGGAAUGUUUUGAUGCUUAGCUUUGGCUGAUGAACCAUCACAAGAUUAAGUCCCCAACCUUGUGGUUGUUUGGUUGAACGAAAGAAACAAUAUUUUGUAGGAACUUGCUAUCCUGUGUA
Messenger RNA from Chenopodium quinoa (quinoa), 3795 nucleotides. RefSeq names its product protein CHROMATIN REMODELING 24-like. The transcript has 23 exons. Gene Ontology annotation, molecular function: DNA translocase activity; ATP binding; ATP-dependent chromatin remodeler activity. The record is from RefSeq and is a predicted model, not a curated record. NCBI's taxonomy places the organism in Eukaryota, Viridiplantae, Streptophyta, Magnoliopsida, Caryophyllales, Amaranthaceae. The coding region runs from base 109 to 3360 and encodes 1083 amino acids.